AUGUACUACAAAGAAGAGAGGAUGCUAGCUAUGAUUGCCAAAUGUGACCAAGUCAAAUAUGGUAAUGUCUUCGACACCGUUGGGAUAAAUAAAUACAACAUUGAUCGCUACCAAUACAUAUAUGUUAGAAACAUAAUUAAUGAUGACACCCACAAUAAAGCUAGAAUCGAAGAAUCGAUACUCUUUGAACGUCUCCAUCGUGUGAAUGGGUUGCCCGAGAGUGAAAAGUCCAUGUUGGGUAUUCCCGCCUUGGCAAAUAAGCUUGUUCAGAUGCAAUUGGCAUUCAUAUUGAAAUGUCUUCCGGACAUUCUCAAGAAGAUCAAUGAGAGGCUCAAUGCUUUGAAUUUGGAGCUCAACCAAUUACCCAACAAUCUCAUGAGUGUUCCCGAAGUUAUGGCUACUUUCAUGCAUGUUAUUGGAUCCUUGAAAGAAAUUGUUCAAAAAAUGUUGAUACAAGGUGACUAUAAUGAGUAUGAGGACGAUAAACAAAUGCAUUUCAAUGCUCGUUUCCUUGUUGAGGAGAUCAAAGUUUUAGAGGAAACUAAUGGGAUAUGGUCAUCUAAUUUCCCUCCUCAUUCAUGUUUGCUUAGCAAAAAAGUGAACAAUAUCUAUAAUUUUCCACUUCUCGUCAUAAAAGAAGUCUGUGGAUAUCUUGAAAUCGUUUGUGUUAGAAUCUUGGUUGAUCAUUACGUAAGUUAUCCAAAACUACUUUCCUCUACGAGGAAAGCGACUCAUAACGUGAUGGAGAAAAUGAAGCUUGAGUUUUCAAAAAGAGUUGUUGAGAUGAUGGAGAUGGAGAAGACCACAGAUUAUACAUGUGACCCUGAUUUUAUGCUUCUUGGAACAAGUUAA
This is a messenger RNA of Lactuca sativa (garden lettuce), 852 nucleotides long. Its product is annotated as dynamin-related protein 4C-like. Gene Ontology annotation, molecular function: GTPase activity; microtubule binding. Gene Ontology annotation, cellular component: membrane; microtubule; cytoplasm. The record is from RefSeq and is a predicted model, not a curated record. NCBI's taxonomy places the organism in Eukaryota, Viridiplantae, Streptophyta, Magnoliopsida, Asterales, Asteraceae.